Fusarium sp. VM40 is the source of this 1602-nucleotide messenger RNA. The record is from the annotation of a GenBank genome assembly. NCBI's taxonomy places the organism in Eukaryota, Fungi, Ascomycota, Sordariomycetes, Hypocreales, Nectriaceae.
AUGACUUCCCAAUCGACUGCAGCGCCAAGACCCUCCGAGGAUCUGCGCGAUGGGCCAACCAAACAGGACGUCAGUGCAGGCAUCAUCGUCCCCACGCUGGUCGAGGGUGACAUGCCCGAAACUUCAAAGAAGGAAAUUUGGAGUUGGUACGCCUACUACAUCGGUGCCAAUGGACUCGCCCUCUUUAACUUUGGACCGACUGCUUUCCAGAAUCUGCUGUCUCAAGCCGCACCCGAGGACACUGGACUGUUGCCGUUUGCUGGUCGGGAGCGGGAUGUCAACAGCAUUGUAUUGCUUGCCAACGGCAUCUCUUUCGCCCUACAGGCCGUUCUCUUUCUCAUCAUCGGAGCCUACGCAGAUUUCGGCACCGGACGAAGAUGGAUCCUGCUGGUGUGGUCCAUCAUCGCCUAUGGAAUCGGUUUCGCUUGGUUAGGUGUUCACGACCCCAGCAAGUGGCAAGCAGCCACAGCUCUGUACAUCGUUGGCUUAAUUUGUUAUCAGAUGACCUUGACUUACUGGACGGCUGCGUUUCCCUCACUUGCUAGAAACACUCCGCAGCUCAAGGAGGCGGCGUUGCAGUUCGAGGCGGGCGAGAUUACCCAACACGACAUGGAUCGCAAGGACGAGAUGGAGAGGAGUAGACUCAGCAAUGUCGCCUUCUACAUUCAAUCCGUUGGCGAAGUUGUCAUUCUAGCUAUCAUUGUCGGUAUCAUGUUCGGGGUCAAGGUUGAGAAGAGCACAGAGAACAACAACUGGGGACUCUCCAUCCUGGUUGCCUUUGCCACCGGUUGCUGGCUCGUUCUUUCAAUCCCUUGGUUCCUAUUUGAGAAGAAGCGUCCAGGAAUGAAGGUUCCGGAUCACUUGAACAUAGUCACGGUUGGAUUCUGGCAGCUUUGGGAAGCUCUCACACAAAUCUGGCAUUUGAAGCAGAGCUUGAUCUACCUUGUCGGAUAUUUCCUUCUGGGUGACUCUCUUAACACGACCGUCACUGUUAUCGGCACGCUACAAAACCAGGUUGUUAGCUACAAUACCCUCACUUUGACUUACCUCCUCAUUGUGGGAAUAGUUGCUCAAGCUGUUGGAAUCGGUGCUUUCUGGCUCAUCCAGAAGCGAUUCAAUCUCAGUGUCAAGGCCAUGUUCAAUGCCGUCAUGGUCUUUAUUAUCCUGUUGGAUGGCUGGGGUAUGGUUGGCAACUGGACCGAUAAGUUUGGCUUCAAAAACGUGUGGGAGAUCUGGCUGUACCAGGCCUUCUACGGACUUUUCGUAUGUCCGUGGUAUAGCUACUCUCAGAUCAUGAUCAGCUCUGUCACACCCAGAGGUCACGAGUUCUUGUUCUUCUCCCUGUUCAACAUUAUCGGCAAAUCGUCCAGUUUCAUCGGACCCUUCAUCAGCAGUGCUAUCAUCGAUGCCUCUCCGGGCGGAACGAACAACAGCGCUCCUUUCUACUUUUUGUUUGCUCUCAGCUUGGUCAGUGCCAUUGGCAUCUGGUCGUUCCUCGAUUUGGAGAAGAGUGCGAGGGAGCAAGAGGCGUUUAUCAUACAGGAGAAGAUCCGCAUGGGCGAAGACUCGGACAACAGUAACAGUACCAGGAACACCGCGUAG